UUAUCAUUUUGUAUGUUAAAAGUUCAACAUGAUACUCAUAAGAUUUUUUUUUAGUAAUCGCGUCAUGGCUUCUCUGCAAAUUUCGAAAAACACCCUCACAAAAUAUGUGAAAAUUGGUAAAGAAAAUGGUGUUUAUAGUACUCCUGGAAAAAUAAGAGCUCGUAAGGCGGAAGUUCGUGAGGUUUCUGAAGAAGUGAAAUCGGACAUUAGUAAUAUCAUUUACGAAUUUUGCAGAGAACGUCGAUCGAUAACAACCGCAGAAUUGAUAGCGAAAAUUAGAAAUCGAAAAAUUCCUUUUGACGGUUGUCAAGAAACGCUAAGGAAGGUACUGCAUGAUAUUGGUUUCACCUAUAAAAAACGAAAUGGCUUACGAUACGUCAGGCAACAACCAUAUAUAAUUAUAAAGAGAUUAAUGUUUCUUCGAAAGUUUAAAGAAAAUCACGACAGUAAACGACGGAAAGUAAUAUUUCAGGAUGAAACUUGACGUAUCAGCAUGGCACAGGAAAAGUAAAAGAUUGGCAAAACCAAGAUGAAAGAAGCUGUUCAUUAAGAAAAGCUACUCCUGGAUCUCGUUUCAUGAUUUGCCAUGCAGGAGGAAGAGAGGGUUUCGUUGAGGGAGCUGGAUUAAUUAUGUGUACCAAUAAAAAAAAAUCUGAAGAAGAUGAUUACCAUAAUUCUAUGGAUUCAGAUCGAUUUCUUAAUUGGUUUAAGACGAAAUUGAUCCCGAAUCUGGAAGAGCCAACCAUGAUUGUAAUGGAUAAUGCAUCCUACCAUUCAAGUCAGAGCGAAGAGCAACCGAAGUCAGCUUGGAAGGUAGAUAAAAUAAAAAAAUGGUUGAACGAUCGAAAAAUACCUUUUGAUUCUAAAUCUAACAAGAAGAUCUUAUUGGAGUUGUGUGCUUGCCAUAAAGAACCCGAUAAGUGUGAGCUUGAAGAAUUAUUGAAGGGAACUGACCAUGUAAUUCUACGAACGCCACCGUACCAUCCCUUCUGUAAUGCCAUUGAAAAUAUAUGGGGAAUUACCAAAAGGAAAUAUGAUAAAAAAAUUGGUCGCAAUCAUGAUUAUUCUAAAGAGGCAGCUUUAAAAACCUGGGAAGAAGCUCUGAAUAGUCAAUGCUGAAAUGUGGAGUAAUACAAUAGACCAUGUGGAAAGAAGAAUAUUGGAAGACUAUGAAAAAGAAGUUGGCCAGAACAUUACAGUUAUUUUUAAUGACGAAGAUAAUGUUGAUGAUAGUGACGAUGGUUGUAAGGAAAUUGACUAUGGUUGUAAGGAAAUUGACGAUGGUUGUAAGGAAAUUGACGAUGGUUGUAAGGAUAUUGAAACCAUGGACAGUACUAGCUCCAAUGAUUCCGAUGAUUGGAUUUCAGUUUCACCGGCCGAUAGUUUAAAAUCAAAGGAGGAUAUGGAAGUUGAUUAUGUGGCUGCAUGUAUUGAAACUAAGAAGGCUCACAGGUCACUUCUAUCAGAAUUAAAAUCUGUUCAGCACCAUAAUCAGCGUCCCGUAAUGGAAACUUCUAAUGGUUCAAAUGAUUUAAUCAAACCUAAGAAAGAUUUUUCAGUAAAAAAAGGAACAAGCGACAACCCAAAAACAGGCAAAGACACGAAUCUACCAAAAAAAAAAAGCACAUCAGAACGCGAAUUCUUCUCAUGUUAAGCCGCCAAUGAACCAAUAUAAUGCAUCGGACGUAUCUGAACAAGAGCAAAGUUUGGCUAUAGAAAGUAUUGUGCCUAGCUUUUCGGAAGUUUCACCAAGCAAAGAAUUAACAGUUCGAUCUUUCGACGAUUAUUUGUUUUACAGAGGAUUAUUAGACGAUUCACUGAUUUCAACCGUGAUGGGUGAAAUUAAAGGCUCUGAUAUAAAAACUUUAUAUCCUCAUAAGUGGCUGAAUGAUCAGGUGAUCAACGUGUACUUCAAAAUGAUCGAAAGAAGAGAUCCAACGAGAGUGCAAUGUUGUGAAUCGUUUUUUCUUAUAGAUCUCGUAGCUAAGGACUACAUAAGAUUAAAUAAAUGGACUAAAAAUGUUGAUAUUUUUUCAAAAAAAUUGAUGUUCAUACCUUUACAUCUCGAAGUGCAUUGGAGUCUUGCUGUUAUUAAUUUUGACGCAGAAACAAUUACAUAUUAUGAUAGCAUGAAUGGAAAUAAUGAAGAAUGUUUACAAAUCAUUUUGGAAUAUCUGAAGUAUGAACAUCUGAAUAAGAAAAAGAUUCCUCUAAAUACAAGUAAUUGGAAAAAAAUCCAUGCCAAAAAUAUACCACAACAGGAUAAUGGUGAUGACUGUGGAGUUUUCGCUUGCUCGUACGCUGAAUUAUUAUCACGCAAUGAAGAGCUGAAUUUUUCUUCAAAAAAAAUCGUUGAUAAAAGGUUCGCAAUGAUGGAAGAAAUCACUACUGGCCAGUUGUACCCAUCAACAAUAAAUAUUACAGAGCAAAAAAGGGCUCCGUCAGCCAAAAAAACAACAUCAAAAGCUGUACUGAAUCAUAACAGCAAGAUACCGACUGACAUUCCCGGAGGCUACGUUUAUCAAUCAGCGUCUUUUCACCAAGAAAGUACAAAGAUAUUUAAUCAUGAUUAUGCAAAUGCACAAUGCACGGCCAUUUCGACUUAUGCCAUUGUACGUUUAUGCUUGCAAAACAAAGAUAUUGAUGUCAAUUGGCUAAAUAGUAUUCUGAUAGAGGGUGACAGGUACUAUUUAGAAUGUAAAAAUAUAAAAGACAUAACGUACAAUCAUCUUGGGACCGAAGAUUUACUGACAAGAAUUGAAGUCGAUGGGAUCAAUGUUGACAUCAACAUUGAAGAUAUCUACAGCAAUACAUACAGCGACAACUGCCUGGAGAAAAAUUUAAUAGAUUUCUUGGAAAAAUUAAUUAAACGCUCGGCUCCUACACUAAACAAUCAUGGAUUUAUAUUUAUCGGAGACAAUAGAACUGUAGCUUUUAAAAUAGUUGUAGGUUCUGAUUCCCGAAAAUAUGGAUUUUUAUUGUUCAAUUCUCAUUCGAUCGACUUAAACAAUAAACCGGCACCUCUAGAUUUAGUUUUAGCAAGAUUAUUCUACUGCGAAACGUCAGCCGCUUUGGCGACAUUAUUAACGAAACAUGUUUGGCAAAAAAAGUCUUGGUUUACCAUCCAUAGGAUUGAAUUAAUUUCAAAAUAAUUAACCGGAUAA
Cotesia glomerata is the source of this 3164-nucleotide messenger RNA. RefSeq lists its product as uncharacterized. Lineage: Eukaryota; Metazoa; Arthropoda; Insecta; Hymenoptera; Braconidae. The coding region runs from base 1662 to 3152 and encodes 496 amino acids. The transcript has 10 exons. Gene Ontology annotation, biological process: protein desumoylation. The record is from RefSeq and is a predicted model, not a curated record. Gene Ontology annotation, molecular function: deSUMOylase activity. Gene Ontology annotation, cellular component: nucleus.